UGGCUCGUCGGGGUUCCCCCUCCACGACUUUUUCCCUCCAUAAAAUAAAAAGCGACCCAGUGGAUAACAUCAUGAUUAACUGGACUGCCGACAUUUAGAAAGGUCAAUGGCGGCCGUGGAAAACAGGGACAUGUUUUAACCGAGUGCAGAAAAGCUCCAUUCCUGUGCAAAGACAGAAGGGACGACAGGGGGCGCCAGAGAGAGGCAGUGUGAGAGCUGCAGCAUCAUCCAGGAGGAAAACAGACUGUGGACAAUGGGAUGAUGCAGCUGAGGCUAGAAGCAAGUGAGUCGCCCUAAUGGAGAAAUAAAACCUUUAGAUUGCACAACAGGCACACCUUGUUGGCUGCUGCCCGCCUGGAAUGUUGUGAGGGCUGAGAGCGAGGGAAGGAGAGACGAGCAGAAAAACAGGGACAGGAAGAAAGCUGACUGCUAACACAUUGUUCACUACCUGGCUUGUCUGACAGUGACUCACCCCCCUCUAUACUUCUUGCUGAGCCAUCAUUACCAUGGAAACCCCAAGCCAGAAACGCACCAGCCGAGGUGCCGCCGGCGUCUCCCCAGCCCGUAUCACCAGGCUGCAGGAGAAAGAGGACCUGUCCAACCUCAAUGACCGUCUGGCUGUUUACAUCGAUAAGGUGCGCUCCUUGGAGGCUGAGAAUGCCGGCCUGAGACUCCGCAUCACAGAGUCUGAGUCCCUGGUUACCCGUGACUUGUCUGGCAUCAAGGCGACCUAUGAGGCAGAGCUAGCCGACGCACGCAAGACCCUGGACCAAGUGGCCAAGGAGCGAGCACGGCUACAGCUGGAGCUGAGCAAGCUCAGGGAGGAGCACAUGGAGCUCAAAGCCAGGAACAGUAAAAAGGAGGCUGACCUGGAGGCCGCUCUUGCCCGGCUGAGAGACCUGGAGGCCCUGCUCAACUCUAAAGAUGCCUCACUCACCACCACCCUGGGGGAGAAGAGAUCGCUGGAGGCUGAGGUGAAAGACCUCAAGGCCCAGCUGGCUAAGUUGGACGGAAGCUUAGUCGAUGCCAAGAGGCAGCUUCAGGAUGAGAUGCUGAGACGAGUGGACGCCGAGAACCGCCUGCAGACUCUAAAGGAGGAACUUGAGUUCCAGAAGAACAUCCACGCUGAGGAACAGCGAGAGCUCCAGAUUCGGCACAAGUCACGCACUGAUGAGAUUGACAGCAGGAAACAGCUGGAGUUUGACAGCAAGCUGGCUGACGCUCUUGCUGAACUGAGAGCCCAACAUGAGGAGCAGGUCCACCUCUACAAGGAGGAGAUAGAGAAGACCUACAACUCUAAAUUGGAGAACGCCCGUCAUUCAGCUGACAGGAACAGUCACCUGAUGGGAGCAGCUCACGAAGAGCUGCAGCAAACUCGAGUCCGUAUGGAGGGCAUGUCAAGCCAGCUCACCGCACUGCAGAAACAGCUGUCAGUGAGUGAGGCCAAGGUGCGGGAUCUGGAGGAGGCUCUUUCAAGGGAGCGGGACCUUUCACGCCGUCGCCUGGAAGAUAAAGAGCGGGAGAUGGCUGAGAUUCGAGCUAGGAUGCUGCAGCAGCUGGACGAGUACCAGGAGCUGCUGGACAUCAAACUGGCCCUGGACAUGGAAAUCAAUGCCUACAGGAAGUUGCUGGAGGGAGAGGAAGAGAGGCUGCGUCUGUCACCCAGCCCUCCACCCACCAAGGUCACAGUAACAAGAACCUCGGGCUCUGGCCACAGCCUCACUAGCCGCCUGCUCCACUCCACCGCCGCGGCCUCCAGCAGCCGCAACUCCUCUGGCACCAGCAGCACCAAAAAGCGCCGCCUCAAUGACAACGACAGCGAGACUUCCAGCAUGGUGGGGGGCACGGUGACCAAGACUCGCAUCAAUCAGCACGCCUCAGCCUGCGGCCGCGUCACAGUGGACGAGGUUGACCUGGAGGGCAAGUUCAUUCGACUCAGCAACAAGGCUGACGAGGACCAGUCUCUGGGCAACUGGCAGGUGAAGAGACAAGUUGGAAGUAUGACCCCCAUCGUCUUUAAGUUUCCCCACAAGUUCACUCUGAAGGCCGGAGAGACUGUCACUAUCUGGGCUGCUAAUGGUGGAGGAACCCACAACCCUCCCUCUGACCUUGUUUGGAAGACUCAGAACUCCUGGGGAACCGGUGAUCUCCUGCAGACCAUCCUGAUCAGCGCAAACGGAGAGGAAAUGGCUGCAAGGAAAGUUACUCGCACCCUGUUCACUGAAGAAGAAGAUGAUGACAUGGGAGCUCACAGCACGAGCGGCGCGGAGAAUGAGUACAACCUACGAAGCCGCACAGUGAUCUGCGACUCCUGCGGGCAGCCGUCGAACCGUGAGGGGGGGUGUGGUGGUCUAUCUGAAGGUCUCGGGGGGCAUUCCUUCUUCAUGAGCACCAACGAGCGCAGAAGGGGAGGUGUGCGACCGGAGAACUGCUCCGUCAUGUAAAAACCAAGAACGCCUCAGCUGAGCCGACCUCCACCUGUAGCUCAAGAUGGAGAAAAGUUUUCUGGAGUUAGGAUGUUUCCUCUAUAUUUUUUAUAUGACCUUGUCUUUUUUGUACUCUGAUUAAUCUGCAGGUUAAAUUGGCUUUGAGGUUUUUGGAAAGAGCCCAGGAUUUUCAUAGUCAGCUUUUUGACUUUUUCCUUUUUUGUACUCAAGAUAUGUUAUUGCAUGUGUGCAGUGCUUAUGCUUGUUGCUGUAUCCUGCCCUUCUUCACACUCACACACACACACUCACAAAGCUCCACUGACCAGUGCUUGUGCUUCGAUCCGAGGGUUUCACAUGUAAUGGCCAAGCUGUCAACGCUCAACACGCACAGCUCGUGAACCCUGUCAGGUCUCUGCAGCCACACGAAUGACAGAAGAAUGAACCCUGUGGGUUUGUUAUCAGGUUUACUGCCCAUCAAGUAGAUCAAAUCUUUAUUCAAAAUGAUUCGAUGUUUACAGUUGAAAAGUGUUCGCCUUGUUUGGGAAUUGUGUUGUGCUGUUUUUGAACGCUAUAGAGAAAAAAAAGAUAAGAUACGGGUUUAUUUUUUGUAAAGAAGAAAAUAGUUGGGAAUAUGUCCAAUCUAAGCCAAAGUACUGUACGCUCAGGGUGCUCUGCAGGUUCUUUCUCACCCUGGUAGUAAAUGUUGUAGAAUAUUGUUCUUGAUGAUUUAGGUUGGUUGACGGCUUUGGUGCAUAAAGAGAAUAUUGCUGAGAUUAAUAUUUUUGCUGCAGAGAUGUGUCUGAGCAUGUGCUGAAAUAAGGAAUUAUUGAACGAAUAAGCUGAAAGAUAGACAAGUUUGAGAAUAUUAAAGUUCUAUUUCUUGUUGUUUUCAUUAAAAAAUUCCAAAAAUGUUUUUUUUCUGAUGAUAGGGAAAUGUGGAAUUUGUUUUUCUGUUUGGUGCCUUGGAAAAUAUCAGGAAUCAGUACUGAAUUUUAUCUGUACUGACUAAUUUAGUGCCAUAAGCAGAGUAUAUUUAUAGGAUUUCUUGGCUAUUUAGCCAAAUUAACACUAUUCUAACAGAGUUUCUGCAGUAGUUUUUGAUGUUAUAGUAUUUUUUUUACAGACUAAAUAACAAAAGUGCCUUUCAGGGGACAAAAAGAUUUCUUAUGCACGUCUCUAGAGCGGUCUUAUGACUGUCAGCUGUCCUCUGGUUGGUGUUGCUUCUGAGAACUGGUCAUAAGGGCUUUUAUUUCUCCUCUCCUCUAAGCUUACUGGCUCUAAAUUCCCCAGGCAUGGUUUUGGGAUCUGAGUAUAAUUGUGGGGUUUGUAUUCUUUGUGACUUCAGCUUCAUGCGCUGCUUUUUAUUAAGAGCUUUGCCAAUUAUGCACAGCAGGUAGAUUUGUACUGUAGUUUGGCAGCUUGAAUCAUUUAUACUCCAGUGAAAGCAUAUCAAAGCAUUUAUUGAGAAUACUUGAUAGCUGUGUUUGGUCUAUUUUUUCUCUAUUUUGAUGUAUUUAAUCAAAAAUGUCCUUGUUGCAUUGGAUCUUUUUUGUGCCUUAAAUAAAUGUUGAAUUCUGACACUAAUUCUGACACUAUGAUCCCCAGAGUGCCUGAAGAAGCCGUGACAAUCAUUAAAGACCUUUUAUUACAUGUUUAGUUAGUCCCCUCUUUAUAAUACAUGUUAUAAACAAAACAUUUAUCUCAUUUGGUUACGUUAAGAGACAUAUUUACUUUGUGUAAUUCUUAAAUAUAUAAAAUGAAUCAUCCUGUUCAGAACAGAUCCUCUAAAGGGAGAGUUCAGGGUUUUCGGAGGCCGGUCUUACUGAUGUUAAACAGGGAGAUGCUUCUUGCCUUAGUAUUACUUGUAACAGAAAGUCUCUCAGUGACAUCAGUAAAAAUUAAGUUAAUGAAAAAUAAAAUAUUCAAACUGCAGAUGUUCAUUUGUUACAAAAGCUCUUUAAAGGCCUGGGAAGCCCUGAACCCUCUCUGAUGAAGUCUACCUGGUGUCCUUGGGGAAUCAUUUCAAGAACUUGAGGAUUGAAAAUGUCACCAAAAGGGAUUAUUUUUAUUGUAAACAUUUAAUGCCAAAGUUAUAAUAUUCUCAAGGUGGGAUUCUUUUGUUUCUGAAAUGACAAUAUUGUCAAAAUUAUAGAAAAGCCAUGCAUUCAAGUUGAUGUAAUAAAUGAUUUCCACUUUUCUUUUCUAAAAUGAUGUUGAAUAAAGUCUUUUUUUUCCAGA
This is a messenger RNA of Cheilinus undulatus (humphead wrasse), 4664 nucleotides long. It is a transcript of the gene lmna, whose product is annotated as lamin A. The transcript is spliced from 15 exons. The coding region runs from base 507 to 2444 and encodes 645 amino acids. Lineage: Eukaryota; Metazoa; Chordata; Actinopteri; Labriformes; Labridae. The record is from RefSeq and is a predicted model, not a curated record.